This is a messenger RNA of Erpetoichthys calabaricus (reedfish), 2114 nucleotides long. RefSeq lists its product as uncharacterized. The coding region runs from base 324 to 2114 and encodes 596 amino acids. The record is from RefSeq and is a predicted model, not a curated record. Lineage: Eukaryota; Metazoa; Chordata; Cladistia; Polypteriformes; Polypteridae. The transcript has 2 exons.
UGAAAACCGUGGCAUGUGCAGUAAGCAUGUGCGUUUGUGAGAUGUACCUCGUGAAAGCUGGAACUACUGGAGCCACUAGAGAAAGUUUAAGUUUGUGCGUUGUUGACCAAAUAACCACACAUACACCUACUCACCUACCUGUACAGUUGUUCUACUUCAUGUGAAAUUUUGGCAUCUCGACAUUAAAGCGAUGUUCCUGAAAUGGUUGGAUUAGUUCCUGUGUUCUAACCGACACACCACAGCGACUACAGCGUAUUGCAAGUCUGCUUUCUUCAUAACAAUUUUUGGUCCUUCGAGCCGGAACGCAGUGGUUACUGUGGAACAUGUAUCCUUACUCCAAACAGCAAGCUGGAGCGACCUAUCCAAGAAGACAGUCGCGCCCUCCGCGUUACUUAGAAGAUUAUGAUUUAAGCUAUGCAGGCUACAGGGUUCUAGAAGCAUCAUCUUCACUGUGGCCAGGAGUACUGCACACAAUUUACCAAAAAGAGGAUUAUGAUGCCAGCAGAAUGUUGUUACCUCAAACUCUGCAAGCGCAAGCAACACCAAAUCGUAGAGAUCUAGAGAUAACUUCACCAGGAACACAGAAUAAUUCUCAUAGAAAGCUACAGCUUGAGAGAGACUAUGAACACUCACAAUCAAAGACAGCUUGCCUUUCUAAUAUUAGUCCUGGCUCAUUAAGAAGGGCUGGACCAGUUCCUGCACCACGGACUGUCUAUCGAACACCAGUGCCAUCUCCUAGGACUUCAAAUGCCCCUUGUAACUACAACUACAAUGAGGACCUGCCAAGAAUGCAGAAACAGUGGGAAGGAGAUAAUGUAAGUAAUAACAGUUUUAAUGCACCUUUAUCACCUGUCCACGAGCAGGAGGAUCCUCAACCUAGCCAGGAGUCUGAUGCGAUGAUUGACCUAAUGGAAGAGAUGGUGGCAAGGAUGCGUGAAAUGAGAGCCCAAAGUAGACAAGCCAGAAUUCCAUCCUGCUCUUCUCCACCUAGACCAGAUUCCCUUUCCCAUUUGAAUCGUGAUGCACUUCCUCAAAGGACACCAACCAGGCAACAUCCACUCUUACAUCAGUACUGUGUGGAUCCUAACACACCUGCUCCUACUCCUCUUCCUCGUCCGCCUCACCAGCCUCCUCCGCAGCCAUUUCACCAGUAUAUCCUGCAACCUCCUACAUCCACAGAAUGUGAUCAGUACACUCUUGAUCAUCCCCAGCGGGAGUACUUUCCACAGGCACAAGAGACCUUCUAUAGGGGACCUAAACCUUCAAUCCCAGACUUCAUCCAUAAAGAUCCCAGUGAGUUUGCACGGCUCAAGAUAGCUCUAACCAACCUUCUCCCUGCAAGUAGUACAGAGCUAUUCAAGUACCAGAUUUCGGUUGAGCACCUGAAGUUAGAGGAAGCCCGUUUAAUAGCUGAUGCAUACCUGAACUCUCUUUACCCAUAUAGUGAUACCAUGGCAGCUCUUACUGAGAAAUAUGGACAACCUCAUCAAUUGGCUUUGAAGAAAAUUUCAGCAGUCAUGAACUCUCCAGCAAUUCGUAAUGGGGAUACAGAAGCUUUUGAGAAGUUUGCUUUAAAUGUGCAAGCAUUAGUAGGUAUGCUGGGAACCAUAGGGCCUGAGGGUGACGUUGAACUCCGAUGCGAAUCUCAUGUAGCUCGUCUGUUGACAAAGCUUCCACCAGACCUUCGGGCGAACUUCCGCAGACACAUGCUGCAUAGACCAGGAGCGACCUAUAUUUUACUUGAUCUCUCAACUUGGUUAAAAUUUGAAGUGUGGUGUCACGAUUCAGGAGGACAGCCCAGACAAGUGGAGAAACACAGAGAACCUAAAUGUGGACCAAAACCAACUACGGUCUUACUUGGAGCAAACCAAAGCUCUGCGACUGAGACUUCCAACCCUUCUAUAGAUGAGCCAUCAGAGAAGAAGAAAGAAAAGCCUAAACCUUACUGCCCAUAUUGUGAAAAUACAGAGCACUUCCUUAGUCAAUGUCCCACAUUCCAGCAGUUCACUAAAGAGCAAAUUAUAGACUGGAUCAAAACCAAGAAACGAUGCUGGAGGUGUGGACGUUCGCAUCAAGCAGAUCAGUUUAAUCUCAAAACCCUGCAAUAUAUGUAA